UCAAUCAGCCAAGCCAGCAAACUGUUGAAAAAAGCACGACUCGGAUUCGAAACGUGCAAGCGGGUAACCAAGGCCACCGGAUUCUCUCUAUCUAUAAAAUAUCAAAAGCAUCGCGUUAUCAAAUACCACAUAUCAGAUUCUCCGGCAUUUCCUUCGAAAUCGAAUUAA
Dovyalis caffra is the source of this 168-nucleotide messenger RNA. The record is from the annotation of a GenBank genome assembly. NCBI's taxonomy places the organism in Eukaryota, Viridiplantae, Streptophyta, Magnoliopsida, Malpighiales, Salicaceae.